AUGACCAUGAAUUUUGUGACGUUCAACCAGGACUACAGCCACCUGGCUGUGGGUACCUCGAGAGGCUUCCGCAUCUUUACCACAGAGCCAUUCUCAAAGACAUAUGAAUCAAGAGAUGGGCACAUUGCUAUGGUCGAGGUGCUCUUCUCCUCCUCUCUAGUCGCCCUAGUACUUUCACCUCGCCGUCUCCAGAUCAAGAACACGAAACGAGACUCCUUAAUUUGCGAAAUGACCUUCGUGACCUCGAUUCUGGCGAUUCGAAUGAACAGGAAAAGGCUGGUGGUAGUGCUCGAGGAUCAGAUGUACAUGUACGAUGUUCAAAAUAUGAAACUGCUUUACACGAUUGAAACCUCGCCCAAUCCGAACGCGAUCGGUGCCCUCUCUCCUUCGUCUGAGAAUUGCUAUCUGGCCUACCCACUUCCUCAAAAGGCAGCUUCUGCUCCUGCCCAUGUCCCUCCGAAUAGUACACAUAUCUCACCUACAUCGGGCGAAAUCCUCUUGUUUGACGCCAUCAAGCUCGAGGCGAUCAACGUGGUUGAAGCACACAAGUCUCCCCUUUCAUGCAUUAUAUUCAACAGUGAAGGCACGGUCAUGGCAACAGCAUCAGACAAAGGUACUAUAGUACGUGUGUUCUCUAUCCCAGAUGGACACAAGCUCUAUCAGUUCAGAAGAGGCUCAAUGCCUUCUCGAAUAUAUAGUAUGGCCUUCAAUAUCACCACCACGUUACUAUGUGUGUCGUCUGCGUCAGACACUAUCCACAUUUUCAAGCUUGGACAAGAUAAUCUAGCUACUAGUGAUGAGCCCAUGUCACCUGCUGGACCUGCACCACCGUCGAAGCGCCUCAGCCAGAGUAGUGAAACCAGCCCAUACUUUGACGGUCAAGACGCAGAGACCGAAGAUCCAGCGUCGUUGAAGUCUAGGAAACCAAACGGCACUUUCAUGGGUAUGAUCAGGCGAACGUCUCAAUCUGUUGGUACCACGUUGGCCAGCAAUCUUGGUGGUUAUCUGCCCAAGGGUGUCACUGAGAUAUGGGAGCCCUCAAGAGAUUUUGCCUGGAUUCGCUUGCCAAAGCCAGCGUCUGGUCAAGCGACAGGUCCUAUUCGCUCUGUGGUCGCCAUGUCCAGUAAUUCACCACAAAUAAUGGUGGUGACCAAUGAAGGUGGAUUUUAUGUCUUUAGCAUCGACCUUUCGAAAGGAGGAGAAGGAAAUCUUGUCAAGCAGUACUCGGUGCUUGAUAUCAACGACAGAAGUGGAAGUACCUUAAACGACUAUUGA
Lithohypha guttulata is the source of this 1275-nucleotide messenger RNA. RefSeq names its product autophagy protein (gene ATG18). Lineage: Eukaryota; Fungi; Ascomycota; Eurotiomycetes; Chaetothyriales; Trichomeriaceae. Gene Ontology annotation, molecular function: protein binding; phosphatidylinositol-3-phosphate binding; phosphatidylinositol-3,5-bisphosphate binding. Gene Ontology annotation, biological process: protein lipidation; protein localization to phagophore assembly site; nucleophagy. Gene Ontology annotation, cellular component: phagophore assembly site membrane; extrinsic component of membrane; cytosol. Bases 1 to 1275 code for a protein of 424 amino acids. The transcript has 2 exons. The record is from RefSeq and is a predicted model, not a curated record.